Molecule: messenger RNA, 2142 nt
Organism: Oncorhynchus mykiss (rainbow trout)
Lineage: Eukaryota; Metazoa; Chordata; Actinopteri; Salmoniformes; Salmonidae
Gene: ndor1
Product: NADPH dependent diflavin oxidoreductase 1
Cellular component (GO): cytosol
Molecular function (GO): flavin adenine dinucleotide binding; NADPH-hemoprotein reductase activity; FMN binding
Source: RefSeq, a predicted model, not a curated record
GUCGUAAAGCGCAAACACAACAACACGCUGGAGGAAAUGUAGUCCUAGUCGAAGAAAGGAGUUUUUCAGUAUUAUUAGAUUCACUUUCGAGAUUGUCAAAGACCCCUAGGAUAAUCUGUUAUAGCUACCUUAGUGAGAAUGUCAGCCCCAAAGCUGUUGAUUCUAUAUGGGAGCCAGACGGGCACUGCCCAGGACACGGCCGAGCGGAUUGGACGUCAGGCGCAAAGGAGGCGAAUGCAAGUCAAAGCGGAGGCUCUUGACAGUUACAAUGUGGCUAACCUCAUCUCUGAGUCCCUGGUUGUAUUUGUGUGUUCCACCACUGGCCAAGGAGAUCCACCAGACAACAUGAAGAAUUUCUGGCGGUUCGUGUUUAGGAAGUCUCUCCCCGCUGGAUCUCUGUGUCGCCUAGACUGUGCCGUGCUGGGCUUGGGUGAUUCCUCCUAUCCCAAGUUCAACUUUGUGGCGAAGAAGCUUCACAAGCGCCUUAUGCAGCUGGGGGCCAGUGUGCUGCUGCCUGUGGGACUGGCAGAUGACCAGCACGACCUGGGCGCAGAUGGGGUGAUUGACCCCUGGCUCACGUCAUUCUGGGAGAGGGCGCAAGCUCUAUAUCCAACACCUGCAGGCCAGAGUCUUAUCAGUGUGGAUGAACCACUCCCUCCGAGGUACGUUUUCAGAUUUCUGGAUGACGUCACUGAGAAUAGGGCGGAUAGGCGAAGAGUGCCAGAGCCGCCGAUCUCGCCCUCUCAGACACACACCUUUCCAGGCAGGGUGGUGUCCAAUAAAAGGGUUACGCACGCCUCCCACUUUCAGGAUGUUCGACACAUUGAGUUUGACAUCACAGGCUCAGAUAUUGAGUUCACUGCUGGGGAUGUGGUGAUGAUGAGACCUUGUAACACCCCUGAGGACGUGGAGCAGUUCUGUCAGCUCCUGAGACUGGACCCUGAUCGCCAGUUCACCCUCAGCCCCACAAACUGCGACACAGAUUCGGUCCCAGCCCGCCUGGCCCAACCUUGCACGGUUCGGCAUCUGGUGGAGAGCUUCCUGGACAUAGCCGCAGUGCCUCGUCGCUCCUUCUUCGAGCUCCUCGCCACCUUUGCCACCAAUGAGCUGGAGCGGGAGAAGCUGUCUGAGUUUAACUCUGCCCAGGGCCAGGACGAGCUGCAUGCCUACUGCAACAGGCCGCGACGCACCGCCUUGGAGGUGUUGACCGACUUCCCCCACACGACAGCAGAGCUGAGUGUAGACUACCUACUGGACCUGUUCCCUGAGAUUCAGCCUCGCUCCUUCUCCAUUGCCUCCUCCCUGCUGGCACAUCCCAACAGGAUCCAGAUACUGCUAGCUGUGGUGCACUACAAAACCAAGAUGCACCUGCCACGCAAGGGUCUGUGUUCCUCCUGGCUAGCCUCACUGGACCCCACACAAGGGGACGUUUAUGUGCCUUUGUGGGUGAAGAAGGGGAGUAUGAAGUUCCCUAAGGACCCCUACUCCCCUGUGAUCAUGGUUGGGCCUGGAACGGGAGUGGCUCCUUUCAGGUCUGCUCUGCAGGAGAGGAUAGCCCAGGGCAAGACUGCCAAUGUGCUGUAUUUUGGCUGCCGGUCCCAGUCUAAGGAUUUCUACUGCAGCUCAGAAUGGGAGGAGAUGGAGAAAGCAGGGCAGCUGACACUCUUCACAGCUUUCUCCAGGGAUCAGGAAGACAAGAUUUAUGUGCAACAGCGUGUGCAGGAGCAAGCUGAGCUGCUAUGGGACCUGAUCGCCAAUAAGAACGGCUACUUUUACAUCGCAGGCAAUGCCAAACAGAUGCCGACGGCAGUGUGUGACGCCCUGAAGGAGGGCUUUCAGAGCCAAGGGGGCGUGUCCUCUGCCGAGGCGGACGAGAUGCUGGUCGCCAUGGAGAGGGCAGGCCGAUUCCAAAGCGAGACCUGGUCCUGAUCACAUGGCUACAGAGUGGUGCUAUUCAAACGCAGCAAGCUUUAUCAGUAUACUGCUCCAAGUGCUUUCAUUUGACAAUCAGUGGUGACUUAACUGCAGAGGAAAUCAACACCAUACCAUGGUUUAGGUAUCAGCUUAGAAAAUGUGUCAAAUAUUACUAGAUAUUAUACUAUUGCAACACUGCAUAGCGCUAUUAAAUGUUUCCAAAGUGUA